Messenger RNA from Drosophila albomicans, 1253 nucleotides. RefSeq names its product putative mitogen-activated protein kinase kinase kinase 7-like. The record is from RefSeq and is a predicted model, not a curated record. Gene Ontology annotation, molecular function: magnesium ion binding; MAP kinase kinase kinase activity; ATP binding. Gene Ontology annotation, biological process: protein phosphorylation; positive regulation of canonical NF-kappaB signal transduction; JNK cascade. NCBI's taxonomy places the organism in Eukaryota, Metazoa, Arthropoda, Insecta, Diptera, Drosophilidae. Bases 384 to 1253 code for a protein of 289 amino acids. The transcript has 6 exons.
AUAACAUUGUUAAAAAUAGUAAGAAUAUAGACAAGAACAAAUUUAGAUGUUGUAUUUCUAAAUGUGCACAUAUUUUGUUAAAGAUUGGUCAAGGUAGUUAUGGCGUUGUACACAAGGGAGCUUGGCGAACUGAUGCUCAAGAAUCAGAAAUUGAUGUGAAAGUUAUUAUUAAUCAUUCUAAGGACGAUGCCUUGGAAAAGAAUAUCUCUCGAGAAAUACAAAACCUCAAAAAAUGCAUCCAUCCGAAUAUUAUCUCACUAUAUGGAGUAUCUAAAGACAGUAACUACAUUUACCUAAUAUUUGAGUACGCGGACUGUGGGUCACUCUUCAAUUUUUUGCAUCGUACUAAUAAUGAUGUAUCAUUCAAGGAGAAGCUUAAUUGGAUGCUGCAAUUUGCCAAGGGUGUGGAAUACUUGCAUAGCAUAAACAUAGUUCACCGGGAUCUAAAGACGGAGAAUUUGUUACUUUUCAAUGAAUACCGUAAAUUGAAAAUAUGUGAUUUUGGUACAGUAAAAGAAUUGGCUACAUUGAAUACCGAACUUGUGGGGACAUUUUCUUAUAUGGCUCCAGAAGUUUGUAUCUCAAAAGGCAAAUACACAGAAAAGUGUGAUAUAUUUAGUUUUGGAAUAAUUCUUUGGGAAGUUAUGUCAAGAAAGAAGCCAUUUUACGAACUUAAGGACAUGAAUAUAUUAGGAAUCCAAAACAAAGUUGUUAGUGGUGCUCGGCCAAAAAUAAAUGACGUGAUUUUUUGCGAUAAGCUCGAUUACAUUGGACCAAUAAUUGAAAACUGCUGGGAUAACGUUCCAGAAAAUAGACCGACGAUCAAAGAACUGUAUGAUCUUCUCCCAAUUUAUCGUUUUUUUCCUCUAAAAUGCAAGAUCGUAAACUUCGACGACAUUCGACUUAUCGAAAUUAUUGGAUCUGGAAGCUAUGGUGUUGUCCACAGAGCAAAUUGGAAACCCUCCCAUGAUAAAGAGAAAUUAGUUGCCCUCAAAAUAUUGCACGGACGUAGUGAAGAUUCAAUAACAAAAAAGAUUAUACACUCAGUGGAGAUCCUUCGAGAAAUUCAGGAUAUACAAAAAUGUGUCCAUCCGAAUAUAAUCCCAUUAUAUGGGGUCUGUAAAGAUCCCAACAACAACCUUUGUUUAGUUGCUGAGUAUUCGGAAUGUGGAUCAGUUUACAAUUUCUUGCAUAUCAUGAAUUUCGUUCCCAACUUCUACAAACAAAUUGAUUGGCUGCGACAAUGGUCUUGA